UGUGCGGCUCUUUGGCGCCGAGCCGCCUUGGCGGGAGAGGGCGCUGUCCGUUGGCCUCUUUGUGCGCGAGCGAGCUGUCGGAAGGGUGAGGGAAGGAGUGGCGUGGAGCAGAGCAGAGCGAGCGAGCGGCCAGUUGCUUGUCGCGCCUUGGCUAAACAGCGCAGCUAUAAGCUUUAAAAAUGCCCGAUAACGGCACCGAGGAGGCUGGCCCCAGCACCGAGGACAUUUGCCGAGAUUACCUGCGCAACGUCUGCAGCCGCGGUAAGCGCUGCAAGUUCCGUCACCCAGACAGUAGUGAGAUGUCCACCCUUGGCCUUUCAUCUUCUGAUCUGCCGGUUAAUAAAGGUGAGAUCCCCAUCUGCCACGACUAUCAGAAGGGUGAUUGCCAAAGAGGCCAAAAGUGUAAAUUCCUGCACGUCAAGUGCGAUGAGUAUGAAUAUGACAACCGAGCUCUGGCGCAGAACCAGAUGGUUCCCCCUAUGGUACGUAGAUAUGAUCGAUAUGAUGACUACUAUGCUAGGGGUUAUGAAAUGAUGCCCUAUGAUGAUUAUGACCCCCACAUGAAGAGGAGAAGGAUGGAAGACAUGGGGUAUGAGGUGUACGACUAUGCAGGCAUGCAGGGUCAGGGAAUGUCCGACUACCGUGUCCUGAAGGAAGAGAAUCUCAUGCUGCAAAAGCGCGUCGAUGAUCUCCAAAAGCAGGUAUCAAACCUGAUGGCCACCAAUGAUGUCCUCCUGGAGCAGAACGGCAAUAUGCGCAGCCAACUGAAGAUGGGCAUGAUGACCAGCACGGCUUCUGCCACAGCCACCAGAUUUGGCAGUCAGUGACCUCCAAAGUCAGUGGCCUGAAAAUGGCAUGACUCGAGGUCCCUCGGAGUUUUUGUCACGUCAAUAAAUCAAUAAAGAAACCCGUCUAGUUUCAGUCCUAUCUGAGAAGGUUGUGCUGAGGCUCUGCUUUGUAUAUCCAAACACCCAAAUUGACCUAUAAAAGACCUGUAAGCUCACAAUUGAUAGCGCUGCAUUACCACAUUGAUGGCCAUUGAUUCCAUAGUCUCAACAUCAGGAAACCUCAGUUUUAAAAGUCUUGCAGUACCUGUUACAUUUGUACUUUCAGGUCAACUGUUAGAUCUUUGUAGCGUGUUUUUCUUCAUUCUUGCAAAUGUUCCGAAUGCCUGGCUUAAUUAUAGCAUAGGGGAGCAAUGAGGGAGAGCCAUCAAAAUCAAUGAAAUGGUAUAAUAUCUUUCCCUCCGUUUACCAAAGUCGCACUUUUAACAACUUUGAAUGCUUUCGCCCAACCCCUUCCACUACCCACAGGAAACGUAGGAAAUGUAGGCUUGUUAAUACAGAUGUAGUUUGAAGGAGGGAAGAAUGGGUUUUAGAUGAUCAAAAUUGAUUUUAUUAAUAAAUUGAACUUCAAUAAUUAGAGCAUAGCCAUCUAUGGCUUCUUCACGUCCCUAUUAGGUCUACGAAAAUCUGGGCGCUGUGUAGCAAGGUGCAAAAACCCAAUGGCAAAACUGAGCUAACUACUUCGAAGCUCUCCAAUGGCUGUGCUAUGUAUGUACUAUAGUUAUAAAAGUUGUCACGGAGUGGGUGGUUGCCUGUAGCACUGUCCUUGGGGCCCUAAUGGCUUUGUAAAUCCAGCCAAGUUUCACUGUCUUGAUUUAUUAUGUCAUUCAAAUCCCAUGAUUGUGCUAAAGCCAUUUACUAAACCCUUCCUACUAGUAUCUCCUCUGUUUCGCUUGCGUAUAUCCUCCUGUUAUUCUCUAGCUAAUUGAUUUCUAUUGGGAACAAAGUCUGAUCUGCAAGCCAGCCAACUCUAACUCUGAAUGUGACUUUAAAGACACGAUAAACAAGGCAUUUGUUUUUAAUAGUGUACAUAGUGUAUUAUUGUUGGGUUGGUGGUCUUUUGGUCUAUGGCAAUUGUCGUGUGGCUUUCUUGUAAUGGCGGGAGCCUAGGGCCACUGCAUGUCACUUUGUGUACUGUUUCUACAUUAAAACUAGCUUUGUAAUAGUAGAAUGAGUGUAACUAUUCAUAGCCACGUUAGACUCUGGACAGAGAAUUCUGUCCCACUAGCUUUAGCAGUUUCCCAGUUAUGUUACAUACAUUUUAAUUGACGCCUCCCUUCCUGCCUUCAACGCUCCUUUAGGGUUUCCAUGCAGCAUUCCCCACUUGAGAGGGAGGGUGGCUCCCAAUAUCUAGAAGUGUAACUGCUGGUAACUUGCUCUUGGAAUUUCUCUCCUGUAGCAGCUGGCUUCUAUUUGGCACAUACAAAUGGGCCCUUGUGAGAAUGAUGGAGACCUUCUGCUGUAAUGUCUCUGGCACCGUGAGUUGAUCUGUGCUGCCACCUACACUUGUACUCCAAAAUACCCCUUCGCCCCCACCACCCUUGAGUUCUACUUUUUGUCAGUACUAACAUUACAUUUUUAAGCAAAAGAAAAACAGUCGAUCAGUAUUCUGAUGGUUUUGAUUUCUCCCCUAUUGCGUCUUAAUUCAAAAUUGUGGCCAUUGCUUAAGCUAAAGUGAGCUGUAUGCGGUUUUAUUUGAGAGAAGAGAGGGAGCAGGCAAUUCUUUGCUUAUGAAUAUUCAGCGAUUAUUGUUAACCCUUUCCUACAAAAGAAACCAGUUGUACAAAAUUGGACUUUUCUUAAGGUGGUUUAGAAGGCAAGUUGUAAGUUGGGUGGAUGUUUGUAGUGUAGAGGGAUAGUUUUAAAGCCUAAACCAAAUCUACACAGCAGGUAAAAACACAACAACAAAGCUCAAUGAGAUUCUAUCAAAACGGUUUCAACAUCUGCACCUGGAGAAAUGUACCUGAAAAAUGUGUGGAAUUAGUUUGUGAUUAAUUAAUAAAUACAGCAAUUAAUGUUAUCUAAUCCCAACUGGUUUUGUUCCAUCGUUUGAAUUUGGCUUUGCACAAGGCUUUUUAUUUCAGUAUCUUAUUGUCUGGCGUCAAGUCCUCAAGACCCUGGUCAUUUUAUAUUUCAGAAAUUGUUAAUGUUGCUUUUACGCCUGGCCUAAUUUGUUUUUGUUAGUUUCCUACACUGGAUUUCGUAUUAAAUGAAAUGGUUGUUAAAGUGGCUCGAGAACUCCCAAUUGGCCACUUGAGUUGGUGUUGCAAUUAAAAGGGCCGAUCGUCACUUCUAUGAAGCUAUAGCUUCAUAUUUCAGGCUGGAAGGAUUUAAUGACCCAGUAUUUACAAAUGUGUAUGUUGAUUGCUGCCUAGUCAUUGCUACGGUUAACACUUUUCUAUGCGAUUACAAUGUAGAUUGUUCCAUCCCAAGCACGGUUAAUGUUUCCAAUGAUAGAUAGACCUGUAGGACAACAGAACCUAUACAGUCCUAUGCUAUUAAGUGUACCUUGUUUAUUUGUAGUUCUUUUCAAAGCAAAGAAACAUGUCUUCGCCUUCAUAUCUAUGGAAGCCUGUUCUGUUGAGUGUUUAACAAUAAAAGUACAUUUUCCUUUG
Messenger RNA from Callorhinchus milii (elephant shark), 3460 nucleotides. RefSeq names its product zinc finger CCCH domain-containing protein 10. The transcript has 2 exons. The record is from RefSeq and is a predicted model, not a curated record. Gene Ontology annotation, molecular function: metal ion binding. Lineage: Eukaryota; Metazoa; Chordata; Chondrichthyes; Chimaeriformes; Callorhinchidae. The coding region runs from base 180 to 827 and encodes 215 amino acids.